Molecule: messenger RNA, 1776 nt
Organism: Xenopus tropicalis (tropical clawed frog)
Lineage: Eukaryota; Metazoa; Chordata; Amphibia; Anura; Pipidae
Gene: pik3ip1
Product: phosphoinositide-3-kinase interacting protein 1
Exons: 4
Coding region: 491-1111 (206 amino acids)
Source: RefSeq, a predicted model, not a curated record
UUUUAGUUUCAUUAGUAUGUUACAGCAACAGGUUUUAGUUAUGGAAAUCUUUUAAUCAAAUAUUUAACUUUUCUGCUUGCCAACAUUUUAUCCAAACUCAAGGGCCAGGCAUGGCCACCCUUAGAAUUCCAUGUUACGACCAAACAGUAAUAAAUACAUGGCACAAUACUACUUGUUAAUAGAGUGGCAAUAUGAUUUUGGAAGAUGAGAAGGUAGAUUUUGUUGUUUAAUAGUUCUUAUCAUGGCUCUGUAUGGUCCCUGCUAGAAAUCAGCUGAUAACCAUUAAAUAUUGGUUAGUGGCACUCGUUUUUGAUUGUAAGUUCUAACAGGAUGGGCAUAUUUAGCUUCUGUAUCUGUCAAGUUUUUUUUUUUGUAACCCCAAAGAGCACAUUAGCACUGGUGUUGCCACAUUUCUUGAAGAAAAAUUCUGGGUGCAUCAAUAAGGGUGUGGACAGCACCAGGGGUUGGGUUGUAAUAUAAAAGGGGUGGCAUGCUGACACAUGCUGGACCUGGGAUCUCUUUGUUAUUCGGUAAAGAUAUAGAAGUAGAGGAGAAGGAGAGAAGAGGCCAAGUUAGAUGCAAGGAUCGGGAGCAGCCUAUGGGCAAAGCAACAGUUAAUCACAACUUUACUAGCGAAUAUAUUUCUGCUCCUGAUGUGACUGAAUUACCACAGAACCAAAUCAAGCUCACAGAAUCCAUUUCACUUUAUAAAGAGUCUGAAGAAACACUACACACACAAGAGCAGCCAGUCGUUGCACAGCCUGUAAUUAGUAUUAGCGAACGGGUGCAGGUUAAUCGCAAAGAGAAAAAGGAUCUUGGAACGCUAGGUUACAUUCUGGGGAUCCUCAUGGUAGUUAUAAUCAUUGCAAUCGGCAGUGGAAUUAUUGUUGGAUACAUAUAUAAAAGAGGCAGGGAUCUAAAGCAACAGCAUGAUCAACAGGUGGAAGAGCGACGGCUUCAGCGCAUAAAUCUACCACUCUCAGCAUUUUUAAAUCCCUCAUGUGAUAUUGUUGAUGAGAAUAGUAUAGAGGUGCCGUCCAAUCAUACCCCAAACACAGCACAGGAUGGUGUGGCUCCUCUAAUGGGCUGUGCAGGGACCCCUGGGGCAUGAAUUAGUCACAUUCGGACAGAUGACUUUUGACCUACGAGGAUCUUGACAUAAGAUGGUACCAUUGCACAUAGCAGUUCUAUGACAUUGCUGUGCUGGAGCACAGUGUCAGGGAAGUGUCAUCUUUUCCCAGAUUUUUUUUGUGUGUACACUUUUGUGCCUGGUUUUUGUUAUCAACAUAUAUGCCAUCAAGCUUUCUGUCAAUGGCUAGAGACUGCUUAUGCCAACCCUACUUUAUUGCUCUUAGAUGGGAGCUUAAGGUCUCUGUGUAGAGGAUUAUGGGGAGAAGUUUUAUUGGCAAGAUUUAUGUCUGAAUUAAUGGACUCUGGGAACAGGAAAUGCCUAGAGAGGUGCUCUCCUGCUGUAACCAUGUUGGUACAUAGCACAAUGUUGUUGGAAAAACAAAUUGCCAUGAACUAAUACAACCGCAUGUGUUCAGCAUCUAGUAGGUGAAAUGCCUUGAAGCAUGCCAAAUCUAUUAUGGGUCCAGCCUCUGAUGAUAAAUCCUGGGUGUAAGCUUGGAAGAACCUUCCCACACUCAGACAUUUUUUGUGCUGCUGAAGUUAAAACUGGACAGAAUCAAAUGUACAAACUUUAUGAAAAAUUGUUUAUUUUUUUUUUUUUUACAUGAGCGUUCUGUUUCUAUAAAUAAAACAUCUUUGACAUUG